Molecule: messenger RNA, 3657 nt
Organism: Pyrus x bretschneideri (Chinese white pear)
Lineage: Eukaryota; Viridiplantae; Streptophyta; Magnoliopsida; Rosales; Rosaceae
Product: protein argonaute 5
Exons: 22
Coding region: 201-3125 (974 amino acids)
Biological process (GO): regulatory ncRNA-mediated post-transcriptional gene silencing
Cellular component (GO): cytoplasm
Molecular function (GO): RNA binding; protein binding
Source: RefSeq, a predicted model, not a curated record
UUUCCUUUUUCUUUUUCUUUUCCUUUUCCGCUCCUUUCCUUUUUCUUUUCCUUUUGCCUUUCAACCCCCGAAGUCUUCAUCAGCAAGUCUAAAGCAAUUGCUCCUCCCUUUUCCCACCUAUUCUCACUCUGCGCACUCCUCCUUUCACUCUCUAAAAACCUCACCUUCUCUCUCUCAAAUCCAGAGCGCACAGAGACGCGAUGUCUCAACGCCGACGCCGCCGAGGCCGAGGCCGUCAUUCCGAACCCUCGUACGGCUCGGACGCCCCGCCGUCUAAUUGCGAUGGAGGAGACGGAGGCCGUGGUCGGGUACGAAACACCGGUGCUGCACUGUGGUCUCAGUCCGAAUCGGGCCCUAGCCAUGGCUGUCCUGGAGUCGUCGCCGCUCCGACUGCGGCUCAAACUCCCUCGCCGGCACCGUUGGCUCAAACACCGGUUUCUCGCGGACCGGCGCCCGCUCAGUCGUCUUCCAUCUGGGCGCAGACCCCUCUCAUCUGUGAGUUGGAGCAGAAACUGAUGCUGACCGCCCCGCCACCGUCGUCGUCGAAGCCCGUCGUGCAUCCGGCUAGGCCUGGCUACGGGAAGGUCGGCGAGAAGGUCCGAGUCAGGGCCAACCACUUCCUAGUGGAGGUUAGAGCGAGUGAUCUCCAUCACUACUAUGUGUCGAUUACCCCUAAAGUUGCAUCGAAAAAGAUCAACAAAGAUGUCAUUAAGCAGCUCGUAAAACUUUACAAGGAGUCCCACCUGGGCAACAGAAUCCCAGCUUAUGAUGGCAUGACAAGUAUUUAUACAGCAGGGCCCUUACCAUUUGCCUCGGAAGAGUUUGUGGUAAAGUUGGCCGAGAGAGAAGCUUCUGCUGUUGCUGCUGGUUCAUUUUUGAGGGACCAAGAGUUCAAGGUCACUCUCAAGUUGGCUAGCAAAGCCGACCUGCAUCAGCUGCAACAACAUGAGUCGCCUCGAGACGUACUUCAAGUUCUGGAUGUUGUUCUUAGGGCCACAACUUCUGAAAAGUACACUGUUGUUGGGAGGUCAUUUUUUGGCGUUGAGCUUGGGCAGAAAGGUGAUUUUGUUGAGGGUCUGGAAUACUGGAGAGGCUUUUACCAGAGUGUAAGGCUGACUCAGUUUGGGCUUUCACUCAAUAUAGAUGUCACUGCCAAAGCAUUUUAUGAACCUAUUCUUGUAACUGAGUUUGUGAAAAAACUUUUGAACUACAGAGAACUGUCAAGGCCUUUGCCUGAUUGUGAUCGUUUUAAGGUGAAAAAGGCCUUAAAGGGGGUCCGUGUAGCACUUUCUUAUCGUGAGAAUAUAUCUUAUAGAAUCACUGGGGUCUCAGUGGAACCGCUGAGCAAAUUAAUGUUCACUCUAGACGAUAAAACUAGAACUUCAGUAGUACAGUAUUAUCGCGAGAGGUACAAUAUUGUGCUAUGGGAUGUGGCAAUGCCUGCGCUUCAAUCUGGGAGUGAUUCAAAACCUGUUUAUUUGCCUAUGGAGCUUUGUUCCAUUGUUGCUGGGCAGAGGUACACUAAAAAGCUGAAUGAGAGACAAGUAACAGCUCUUCUGAGAUUAACUUGUCAACGCCCUGGAGACAGGGAGCUAAGUAUAUGCCAGAUGGUUAAAUACAAUGGUUACAAUAAGGAUGAGCUUAUCCAGCGGGAAUUUGGAAUGAAAAUAAAAGAAGAUAUGGCUUUAGUUAAUGCUCGUGUUCUGCCGCCGCCUUCGCUGAAAUACCAUGACACUGGCCGUGAGAAGUCCGAAAAUCCACGAACGGGACAUUGGAAUAUGAUCAACAAGAAAAUGGUUAACGGUGGUCGAGUAGAUUUCUGGGCAUGUGUCAAUUUCUCCCGAUUGGACCCAAGUUUUAACUUCCGAUUUUGUGAUGAUUUGGUCAAUAUGUGCAACAGCAGGGGAGUGCAUUUCCAUCCGCAACCUUUAAUUCCUCAUCAAUCAGCUCAUCCUGGGCAAAUAGAGAGGGUGCUCAGAGAUAUCCAUAAGAUGUCUAGGAAGAAACUUGAAGAAAGUGGACAUAAGGGAAAGCCUCUUCAGUUGUUAAUUAUCAUUUUGCCUGAUGUCACUCCAUCAUAUGGUAUGAUAAAACGAAUCUGUGAAACUGAGUUAGGAAUUGUAUCUCAGUGCUGUCGGCCUAGGACAGCAUCAAAGCUCAGCAAACAAUACCUAGAAAAUUUGUCACUCAAGAUAAAUGUGAAGGUUGGUGGAAGGAACACUGUUCUAACAGACGCCAUUCAAAGAAGGAUUCCUCUGGUUAGUGACAUUCCCACAAUCAUCUUUGGUGCGGAUGUUACCCAUCCGCCACCUGGGGUGGACAGCAGUCCGUCAGUUGCAGCUGUGGUGGCGUCCAUGGAUUGGCCAGAGGUCACUAUGUACCGAGGAAUUGUUUCUGCACAGGCUCACCGUGAAGAAAUAAUCCAAGAUCUUUAUAGUAUUAAACAGGACCCUAGCAGAGGUCUGGUUGUUGGAGGAAUGAUCAGGGAGCAUUUAAUAGCAUUUCGACAAGCAACUGGCCUAAAACCAGAGAGAAUUCUCUACUUCAGAGAUGGAGUUUGUGAAGGGCAAUUUAGUCAAGUUCUGCUGUAUGAAAUGGAUUCUAUAAGAAAGGCUUGUCAAUCGCUUCAGGAGGGAUAUCUACCACCGGUUACUUUUGUUGUGGUGCAGAAAAGUCAUCAUACUCGCCUGUUCCCUACUGAUCAUCGGAAGACUAAUCAGAGUGGCAAUAUUCAACCAGGCACUGUCAUUGACACCCAGAUUUGUCAUUCGACGGAGUUUGACUUCUAUCUCAACAGUCAUGCUGGCAUUCAGGGAACUAGCAGGCCUGCACAUUACCAUGUCUUAUUUGAUGAGAACAAAUUCUCCCCUGAUGCCUUGCAAAUGCUAACGAACAACCUAUGCUAUACAUAUGCAAGGUGCACUCGCUCAGUUUCCAUUGUUCCUCCUACAUACUAUGCUCAUUUGGCUGCCUGCCGUGGACAAUACUACAUUAAGGGUGAGUAUUCUGAUGGAGAUUCUAAUACCGGAUCUACGGCUGGGGGUGUCGGGGGUGCUGAUGGUGUGAGGUUCUGUGCCCUUUCAGAGAUCAAGGAAAAUGUGAAGGAAGUCAUGUUCUACUGCUGAAUCAGGCUUAAGGUCCGUUUUGUCACUGGUGGUGUUUAGUUUCUAGUAGUCGUGUUUUGUCAAGGUCCAUUUUGUCACUGGUGUCGGUUAGUUUCUAGCAAUCGUGUUUUGUCGAGGUUGUAUGAACUAAAGUUGUACAAGACUCUAAUCUUAUCCAUGAUGGUAGUUUUGUGUCCUAUGAGGGGCUUAUGAAACUAGUUUUGUGUCCUAUGAAGGCUUAUGAAACUAGUUUUGUAGGUCGGUCCGUAACCCUUGCGUUCGGGCUAGAUCCGUCCCUUGCACAAAUCCCCUGGGUCUUGCAUGUCAGGCAAGGUUUGUAGCUUGGUGUACUAUAAUAGAAGUUUGUUAUUAGUUUGAGUAGUGCCUUUGUAGGGCCUUUGUUAGGCCUUGGGCUCACAAUCAAAGCUAAUACGAGUCUGAGCGUGCUAUUGUUAUCUUUGUAUAACAGAUUGUCUUGUUAGUUAUGUAAAUAGGUCAAUUACUUGCGCCACAAGUUAUUUCGACUUCUUAGUUUGAUCGAAUUGUUCACAGA